UAUUUUAUUUUCUGUAAUCAACGGCAACUAAACAUAUAAGUAGGUACACAAAUAAUAUUGUAUUUCCGUUUGUCAAAACAAAAAUCUUGUGUGAGUCUAUAUCUUUAAAAUCCCUUCUUAUUGCACAUCUAGAGCAUUUGAGGAACCACUGUUCAAGAUGUCAAGUUCAUACGUUUUAUCAUUUUUGAUAAAUAGCAAUUAGUAUUUGGAUAUAAUUAUUUAGUAUUUAUAGAUCAUAUUAUCUAAAAAGGCACGGUUUCAUCAUCCAACCUUAUAUACAUUUAUUUCGAUUUUAAAUGAAAACGCGUCAACAUAUGUAUAAAAGUCAAAAAGUAAUAGUGGGCACUUCUGUAAUUUUAUAUUGGUAUAGUUUAGGAGUGAAUUGGAUAAAGUGGGUGGGCUACCUGAAUUUGGCCCACCUAAUUAAAUAUCAAUCAUAUAAAAUGUGAAAAUGACUUGCUAAUUUUUAAAACUAACAGCAUACUUGCUAAUUAUUCACUACCUAUUUGUUGGCAUACCUUUGGAGUUGAUUGGGUAAAGUGGGUGGGUCAAGUUCAUGGUGUCACAAUUUAUAUCUAAAAAGAUACGAUUACCUCAUUUGACUCAUUUGUUCGUUUCAAUUUUAAAUCGUAGAGCGUCAAAAUAAUUAGUAAAGGGUAUUUUAAAACGUUUUAAUAAUUUGCUUUAUUUACAUUGUGUCCAAUAUUAAUUCAUACAACUAUACUACGUAUGGACCAUUUGACCCUACUCCAUUACGACUAAACCCUGCAGGGAAAGCAAUAGUUAUUAUUAACAAUUAUAACAGGUCAGCAUAGACCAUAUAUGGCAAAUGGGUUAACCGUAGAAAUUAUGAUGCAAGAGUAAAAUAUGUAGGUACAAUGGAAAGGUUCUUGGGCUUAGAAGAUCUUAAUAGUCUAAUUUGUCACUAUGACAAGACUACAUGAUUAAUAAAACCCCGCGUUUAUCAUAGAAUAGGUCAGCUAAAAAGAUACAGUUGCAAAUCCACGGCCACACAUGCAGGAAGGUUAGGUAUAGCGAAUACUAAUUCGGGGCAUCGACCACACGGACCGCGAGAGCGUCAGCACUAUUUGUAAGGGUCAAUUAGUAAAGUGGAGGGAUAAGCACGCACUAUAUAAGUGAGCCCUGAAUGGUCCAUUUUUCAGACGUGAUUUCAGAUAGUUAGUACGAGCCCCUCCAAGCCAGUCAAGCCAGACCAUCUUUUAAAAUUAAUAAUUUGGACUUAAGAAAAUAUUUGAGUGAAUAGUAUAUUUUCUGACAGCUAGUAGCAUUCGUCGAUCCGAGUAUUUUAUAUCAUAUUGACAUAGUAUAAUCAGAAGUUUAACGUCAUUGUGCAAUUAUUAAAUAAACAGUGGAAAUACAAUUAAGCGUCGAGCGUAUUGAAUUUUGUAAUCAACUACGACUCAUCCUGUCCUGUUAUCGUCAACUGUACGCGGGCUUACGCUACACAGUACUGAUUAUACCCAACUAUUAUAAAAAAUAAGGGAUUGUUUUUUUAACAUUACAUCACUCUGUAAAUUAGAAAUUAAUUCUAAUUAAAAACUAGACGACUAUCAUUACAAUUUGGAUUUUAAGUGAAUCUAAAAGAAGAGUAAAAGUAUUGCAAUCUAUUUAUAAACUAAUAAUUUUUUGAAACUUGUUUUUGAAUUCAUAUUUUUUUAAAUAAAGUUUGUUAAGACUUGGACGCGUAGCACUGUGUAACACACUGUAUAAUGCUAACACAUAUGAUUGGUAAUUCGUUGGAAACGACGACAUUGGACAAACCUGAAUAAACAAAAAAACAAAUAAAUAAACAUAUUAUAAUAACAUUAAACUUUUACAACGCACUAAAUACGUAUGAACUAAAAUUUCAAUCAAUAUUAAAAAAAACGAACACUAACAAAACACUGUGCAGAAUGUUAUCGAUCACUUCCGCUACCCGAAAUUUUUGUCACGUUCUAGGCCACUUGAGCAACUUCCGGAGGCUUACGAGCAAUUUUACGAGCAAUUAUUUAGAGAUGUUCCGGAUGCGACUAAACGCCGAGCAAGUUGGCCGGAAGUUCGAAGUGUGCGACGACGAGCUGACAGUUGUGGCACGCCGCAUGUCGGACGCCAUGGACGCGGGUUUGUGGCGCAACGGACAGCCGGACACGCUGGCCACAAUAAGGUGCUGGGACACACGCGUACCGCGUCCGUCACCACCCGCGGCUACCGAUACGGUCGUCAACAAGUUUUUGAGCCUGGAUCUGUGCCACGGCGACAGGUUCCGCACGCGGUUGACGACCCUGCUAGGUGCGCAUGACGUGCGGAUCAGGUCGCGUGAGCACCCACUGACGCCCAGCACUCUGAUGACCGGCAAGGUGGCCAAUCUGUUCGACCACCUGGUUAGUGGACUGGCCGAGUUCGCUGACGAGUUUCACAUGAGGCAGGCCGGGGUGCCACUGGCGUUGACGUUCGGGUUCCCAGUCUGGCAUGCCGGGGCCCUGGGUGGUGCGGCCAGCCUGUGCCGGUGGACCAAGGGGUUCGACUGUGCGGACGCAAUGAGUCGGGACGUGGCGGCCGAGUGGCGGGCGGCCGCGGCCCGGGCUGACGUGGUAGUGGGUCCUGUGGUCGUGCUCAACGACGCGUGUGUGGCCAUGAUGCACAGUGCAGCGGACAGGCCGGAUACACGUGCCGCGCUCGUCGUGGACGACGGCUGCAACUGCUGUUACGUGUCAGAAUUCGGCCGCACCGUCAUCAACACCGAAUGGGGUGCUUUCGGUGAGGACGGCGCGCUCGACCACCUGUUGACGGAGUAUGACCAUCGGCUCGACUCCCGAUCCCAAAAUCCCGGCAAGCAAAUUUACGAAAAAAUGACUUCAGGCAUGUAUAUGGCCGAGUUGGUGCGUGAGGCGGUUUUGGAGAUAGUCUCCAACCAGGCGAUGUUUGGAGGUAGAACUACAACCGCCAUGAACACAGAGUAUGCGCUCAAAGCCAAACACUUGUGGCUGGUCGAGUCAGACAAAGGUCCGUCGUAUGAUGGCGUCCGGGCUGUCCUGAAUGGGGUGCUGAAUGUGACUGACCCGUCAGACAUGGACUGCGAGCUGUUCCGGUACGCGUGCCGGUGCGUCACCAGACGGUCUGCAAACCUGAUCGCUGCUGGGCUGUCAGCCGUGCUGAAACGGACCGGACUGCCUGUCACGGUGGUCAUGGACGGGUCCGCGUUCAAGACGCACUCUGAGUACGCGCUCACAGUUGGUGACAAAGCGCGGCAGCUGACACGCCAACAGACAAAUUUUACGUUGCGGACAGUCGAUCACACGCAAGGCCAGGAUGCGUGGAUUGUGGCUAGGAUGUUGGCCACAAUCCCCGUGAAUCCGGCAUAAAUACCAUUGUGAUAAUGUGUAUUUAUUUUAUUGUAUAUUUUCCAAUAAACAGAUUUUAACACUAUUCCUUUAA
Messenger RNA from Acyrthosiphon pisum (pea aphid), 3435 nucleotides. RefSeq names its product glucokinase. The coding region runs from base 1914 to 3362 and encodes 482 amino acids. Gene Ontology annotation, cellular component: mitochondrion; cytosol. Gene Ontology annotation, biological process: carbohydrate phosphorylation; intracellular glucose homeostasis; glucose metabolic process. The record is from RefSeq and is a predicted model, not a curated record. Gene Ontology annotation, molecular function: D-glucose binding; fructokinase activity; glucokinase activity. Lineage: Eukaryota; Metazoa; Arthropoda; Insecta; Hemiptera; Aphididae. The transcript is spliced from 2 exons.